ACUCAAUGACCCAUAUCUUCCAGAUAAUCGUUAUGUACCUUCAGGUAUUAGAAUGUGAACGUAACCAACACCUGGUCCAGACCUCAUGGGUAGCCUCUGAGGGUAAGUGACUAAGACUUCUCCUCUGCUGCCCAUGGUGCAGGGAUAGCUGCCGUCUUCAGUCAACCCAAAGCUCUCCCAAGAGAAGGCUGGCUCUAGACAGUUUUCUCAUUCUGUGAAUAUUCAUUUUAAGCAACCUUACUGAAAUGGGACAAUUUGGAAACCUUAUUUCAUGUGCCACAGAGGAGAUCUGCCUGAACUCUGACUGUUCUUCUGAACUGAUCUUCCCAAACACCCUGAUUUCUCCUAUGGCUGACUUUUUGCAUCAAAAAGAAUUCAGUUCUGGAUGGAAAUGGACCCUGAAACCCCACUGGAAGUUGAGCUGUGCUGAAGAGGAUUUCAUUUCAUGGCAGAACUGCUCCAGGAGCUGCAGCUUUUACCACACACCUGGUCCUGCCCUGUUGCAGGGGGACAUGUGAACCUAAAAUUCUAUUUCUGAGUAUUUCUGAGCACACUGUAUGUUGUCUUGAUGAAAAGAACUUGUUUAUUGCAUGAGAGCAGGCCAGUAGAGAUCCAGCAGCAAAAGUGAAGUUAAAAUUGGUUCUCUUCUCACCACUGAAUUUGCAGCAGUCAGACUUUGUUUCUGUCACACAUCCCUCCCCUUGAGGGAUUUAAUUUUUAGUUAUUCCUUUUAUUUUUCUUGUAGUAAAACCAUUCAGCUUCUCUUUAGAUUUACAGGAAUAGAAUGUUGAAGUCUAGUAACUGAAUGCAGAAAGAAAUAGCCCUUAUAGAAGUAAAAACCAAGCCAAAAACCCAAAACAAGAGCCCCAAAGAGCUUUGCAGUGCCUUGCAACCUCCUGCUCUCGUGUUUUUCAGGAACUACAUGAACGACAGCCUGAGAACUGAUGUGUUUGUGAGGUUCCAGCCAGAGAGCAUUGCCUGUGCCUGCAUUUACCUGGCAGCCAGGACACUGGAGAUCCCUCUUCCAAAUCGCCCACAUUGGUUUUUACUGUUUGGAGCAACAGAGGAAGAAAUUCAAGAAAUCUGCUUAAAAAUCUUGCAGCUCUACACAAGGAAAAAGGUGGAUUUAUCUGAUCUGGAAAGUAAAAUAGAAAAGAAGAAAUUGGCCAUCGAAGAGGCAAAAGCACAAGCUAAAGGUCUGGUACCUGAGGGAGUUCCAAGCUUGGAUAACACAUCGGGAUUUUCCCCCAUCCCAAAAAAUGAGUCUCCAAAAGAGGUGAAAGGAAACAAACCCUCACCUCUACCUGUGCAGGCCAUGAAGAAUGCAAAAAGGAAAACAGAGGGAGCCAAGAGAACCAGCUCCAGCAGCCCAGUAAAUGGUGUCCAGAAAGGAAGAGAGAGCAGGAGUCGAAGUGGAAGCAGAGAUCAGAGUUACUCAAGGUCCCCAUCGAGGUCUGCAUCCCCCAAGCACAGGAAGAGCGAGAGCUACUCCACGUCCAGCGGCUCCAAGUCCCAGAGCCGCUCUCGGAGCCGCAGCGAUUCCCCCCCCAGGCAGUUCAACCACAGCUCCGCCUACAAGGGCUCCAAGGGCCGCGGCUACAAGAAAUCCAAGGAGUACA
Messenger RNA from Zonotrichia albicollis (white-throated sparrow), 1619 nucleotides. Lineage: Eukaryota; Metazoa; Chordata; Aves; Passeriformes; Passerellidae. The record is from RefSeq and is a predicted model, not a curated record.